Messenger RNA from Puma concolor (puma), 2603 nucleotides. RefSeq names its product protein kinase N2 (gene PKN2). Lineage: Eukaryota; Metazoa; Chordata; Mammalia; Carnivora; Felidae. Gene Ontology annotation, biological process: protein phosphorylation; signal transduction. The record is from RefSeq and is a predicted model, not a curated record. Gene Ontology annotation, molecular function: ATP binding; protein serine/threonine kinase activity; small GTPase binding.
AUUGCCCAAGGACUCCAGAUACCCCUAGCAGUGACCCUCGUUGUUCCACUAGCAAUAAUAGAUUGAUGGCUUUACAAAAACAAUUGGAUAUAGAACUUAAAGUAAAACAAGGUGCAGAGAACAUGAUACAGAUGUAUUCAAAUGGCUCUUCAAAGGAUCGGAAACUCCAUGGCACAGCUCAGCAGCUGCUCCAGGACAGCAAGACAAAAAUAGAAGUGAUACGAAUGCAGAUUCUUCAGGCAGUCCAGACCAAUGAAUUGGCUUUUGAUAAUGCAAAACCUGUCAUAAGUCCUCUCGAACUUCGGAUGGAAGAAUUAAGGCAUCAUUUUAGGAUAGAAUUUGCAGUAGCAGAAGGUGCAAAGAAUGUAAUGAAAUUACUUGGCUCAGGAAAAGUAACAGACAGAAAAGCACUUUCAGAAGCCCAAGCAAGAUUUAAUGAAUCAAGUCAGAAGUUGGACCUUUUAAAGUAUUCAUUAGAGCAAAGAUUAAAUGAACUCCCCAAGAAUCACCCCAAAAGCAGUAUUAUCAUUGAGGAGCUUUCACUUGUUGCAUCACCAACACUAAGUCCACGUCAAAGUAUGAUAUCUACACAGAACCAAUAUAGUACACUGUCCAAACCAGCAGCACUAACAGGUACUUUGGAAGUUCGUCUCAUGGGCUGUCAAGAUAUUCUAGAGAAUGUCCCUGGACGGUCAAAAGCAACAUCGGUUGCACUACCUGGUUGGAGUCCAAGUGAAACCAGAUCAUCUUUCAUGAGCAGAACGAGUAAAAGUAAAAGUGGAAGUAGUCGAAAUCUCCUAAAAACCGACGACUUGUCCAAUGAUGUCUGUGCAGUUUUGAAGCUAGAUAAUACUGUGGUUGGUCAGACGAGCUGGAAACCCAUUUCCAAUCAGUCAUGGGACCAGAAGUUUACACUGGAACUGGACAGGUCACGUGAACUGGAAAUUUCAGUUUAUUGGCGUGAUUGGCGAUCUCUGUGUGCUGUAAAAUUUCUGAGGUUAGAAGAUUUUUUAGACAACCAACGGCAUGGCAUGUGUCUCUAUUUGGAACCACAGGGUACUUUAUUUGCAGAGGUUACCUUUUUUAAUCCAGUUAUUGAAAGAAGACCCAAACUCCAAAGACAAAAGAAAAUUUUUUCAAAACAACAAGGCAAAACAUUUCUCAGAGCUCCUCAAAUGAAUAUUAAUAUUGCCACUUGGGGAAGACUAGUGAGAAGAGCUAUUCCAACAGUAAAUCAUUCUGGCACCUUUAGCCCUCAAGCCUCUGUGCCUGCUACAGUGCCAGUGGUUGAUGUACGCAUCCCUGAACUAGCACCUCCAGCUGGUGAUUCUACAGUAACCAAAUUGGACUUUGAUCUUGAACCUGAACCUCCUCCGGCCCCACCACGUGACUCUUCCCUUGGAGAAAUAGAUGAAUCUGCUGAAUUAAGAGAUUCGGAUACACCGAGACAGGAUUCAGAAGCUGUUUUUGCUAUUGAGAAUGACAGAAAUAGUAUACUUCCAAAAUCUCAAUCUGAAUAUGAGCCUGAUAUUCCUCAACCAGGCCUAGGAUACAGUGGUGUUCGAGAACUUGAGGAUAGAAGAUCUCAACAGAUGUUUCAGUUUAAUCUACAAGACUUCAGAUGUUGUGCUGUCUUGGGUAGAGGACAUUUUGGAAAGGUGCUUUUGGCUGAAUAUAAACACACAAACGAGAUGUUUGCUAUAAAAGCCUUAAAGAAAGGAGAUAUUGUGGCUCGAGAUGAAGUAGACAGCCUGAUGUGUGAAAAAAGAAUUUUUGAAACUGUGAAUAGUGUAAGACAUCCCUUUUUGGUGAACCUUUUUGCAUGUUUCCAAACCAAAGAGCAUGUUUGCUUUGUAAUGGAAUAUGCUGCCGGUGGGGACCUAAUGAUGCACAUUCAUACUGAUGUCUUUUCUGAACCAAGAGCUGUAUUUUAUGCUGCAUGUGUAGUUCUUGGGUUGCAGUAUUUACAUGAACACAAAAUUGUUUAUAGAGAUUUGAAAUUGGAUAACUUAUUGCUAGAUACAGAGGGCUUUGUGAAAAUUGCUGAUUUUGGUCUUUGCAAAGAAGGAAUGGGAUAUGGAGAUAGAACAAGCACAUUUUGUGGCACUCCUGAAUUUCUUGCCCCAGAAGUGUUAACAGAAACAUCCUAUACAAGGGCUGUAGACUGGUGGGGCCUUGGUGUUCUUAUAUAUGAGAUGCUCGUUGGUGAGUCUCCCUUUCCUGGUGAUGAUGAAGAGGAAGUUUUUGACAGUAUUGUAAAUGAUGAAGUAAGGUAUCCAAGGUUCUUAUCUACAGAAGCCAUAUCAAUAAUGAGAAGGCUAUUACGAAGAAAUCCUGAGCGGCGACUUGGAGCUGGUGAGAAAGAUGCAGAGGAUGUAAAAAAGCACCCAUUUUUCCGGCUAAUUGAUUGGAGUGCUCUGAUGGACAAAAAAGUAAAGCCACCAUUCGUACCUACCAUUAGAGGACGAGAAGAUGUUAGUAAUUUUGAUGAUGAAUUUACCUCAGAAGCACCUAUUUUGACUCCGCCUCGAGAACCAAGGAUACUGUCAGAAGAGGAGCAAGAAAUGUUCAGAGAUUUUGACUACAUUGCUGAUUGGUGUUAA